AUGCUGGUCCCUUCUGGAUUAACUAUGGUCUCACUCUUGACAGUUGCGUCAGCACUGGCUUCCAAUAGCACUGUUCAUACUGUCACUGUCACUCAAACGUUCUGGUCAACCAUUGUGUCUACACCUUCGUGCCCUGCACCCACCACUGUCACUUUGUGCAACCCUCUAAGCACUGCCUCAACUUCAACCAUCGCUGGAAAUGCAAACAUCAUCUACCAGACACUGUCCGAAUGUCAUGCUGGGCAGGUCAUCACCAUCGGUAGCGAGGUCACCACUCUUGCACAGGCCACCACUUGGACUGUAGAGAAAACCAUUAGCGAUCUUGUCUUUAUCCCGGACUUCGCUACUGAUAUUGACUAUAGUGCAGUUGCGACCGUCACGAACAUCAUCCAUCCUUCAUCUAUGACCGGCAUGAGCGGUCAAGUGGUUGUUUGCCGGACCGGAACUACAACUGUCGGUAGCGAUCAUGUCGUUCUUACCGACUGUCCCUGCACGGUGCAGUCGACUGUCCUCAGCUUGACUGCGACUGGUCUAGGAGCUGUACCAACGGCCCUGGUACCUUCGACCAACUACAUUGUCAAGAUAAUCUAUGUCUAUGUAAUUGAAACCAUCGUGGAACAGAUCUCUACAACCAUGACGGCGACAGCUACCAGUAUCCUUACGACGAUACAGACAGGAACUGCGACGGAUACAUCCACGACCACGACUACGCGUGCUCCUCGGCCUACGAUAGUGUCGGUGGACAGUGUUACCUUCCUGCUGGAGUACGACACAUCAUACGAGGGAGCCGGCAUUGGCAAUCUACGGAAACGCCAGGCCAGUAUUUUGCCUGGUAUCUCUGUGGAGCUCAACGCAUGUCUGGCCCAAUGUGCUCAGCAAGCGGAGUGCGUAGCUGCCUCUCUGGACGAGAAUACUUCUUCAUGUAGCCCUCUGGUUCGGUUUAACGCACUGAGCCGAAGGAAUGCUGAUGGCAAUGUUUUCGCCAUUGUCAUCUUUAGACCAUCAGCGUCGACAGGCCCUCCAGCCUCUACAAGUUCCUCAAACUCUGCAAUGCUUCCAGGCUCGACUGAUCGCGCAGAGUCUUCAGCGUCGACAAGGUCGCUAGUAUCGAUCAGUUCGGGAGUAUUCACUGUUUCGAGUGUCAGCACAACUUCGACCAACCCGACAUACAGUGGCACAACAGGCUCCAAUCCUAUCUCAGGAUCGAGCAGUAGAAGCAGCUCGAGCAGUGCUCUGUAUCCGAUAUCCAAUUCCUCGUUGCUUUCGACGACCUCCGAAUCAAGCUACCGAUCCAACUCAAGUCUCUCCGUCCCUGUGUUCGCUUCGUCGAACGUACUCACGAGGUCGACUUCGAUAUCCAGUUCAAGGGCAAAUUCGACUUCAACUUCAAGUCCGGAUCCGAGCACCCUUCCGUCCAUAAUGAGCAGUACGUCUAGCCUGAGCACACUUGGCAAUGCUACUUCCAUCUCCACCACUCUCAGUCCAGGUACGACUUCGGUCAACUCCAUCAACUCCACAUUCAACAGUACAUUCAGCUUGGGCAGCACAUCAUCUGUGGCCAACUCUUCAGCAGUCUCUACAACUUCAACAUCAUCCAGAACUAGUUCAUCUGUUGCUCCAUUUGACGGCUGUGCAGUCGCAAGCAAUAUCGCCGGAUAUGCGCCUGCCAUGUCCUACUGUUCCUCGGUAUAUCCUCUGACUGCAACUACCACCUUUUUUGGUGUUACAACCAUAGAGAUCAUCACGACGUCUGCUCCUGCGACAACACUCCUCAGCAAUAUCACUCUGACUACAGAAACGGCUGUGCAGACGAAUGAGGCGACAAUCACCAAGAUAUCCUACUUCCCAACCGAGCUCACAGUCACAGAAACUACCACAACAACCAGAACUCUAACCGAUAGUACAGUAUUUGUACGGAAGAGGCAAACGACGGCUACAGUCCAAGCCAGCAUGUUUACCAGCAUCUUGAAUCGACCAUCUUCUGAUGUCGCAAACGUGUGCUCUUGUCUGCAAACACCAACGAUCACUACAGUUACCAAUACGCAGACGGCAUUGAGCACAACAACCAUUACACCGAUCGUCAGUGGCAACUAUACGAUCACGCCUCCAAUCGCGACUGUGCAAACCACCGAAACAAUCACAGAUAUCAUCAGCGUAACCACAAUCACCGCGACAACAACAAGUACCGAGGUUGUAACAGCGACUGCCACACAGACUACCGCUUCAGGUUGUUCUGUUUCACCAGCGGCUGCAGUACGAGAAUCCGUGGUCACGCUCACUUCGACGUAUGCCAACACGUAUACUGAGAUCUUCACUACCACAAUAUCAUCUACACAGACGGUUACAACCUGCACACCGAGUGCAUUUCCCGCAGGUCGAUGUCUGGAGGGUGUUUACACUCUAGGCACAAAAUACUACAAUCAAUUAUGUGGUAGCUCACUGGCUGGUGGUGCCACUGUUCUUGUACUACCUGCGGCUCAAAUCGCCUAUUGCAAUCAGUAUUGCAGUGUUUACUCCACACUAUGUAGUGGAUACAACUACAACACUGCUGCCAGAGUCUGUACCUUCCUCUCAGGGUCGGCUUUGUUACCUUCUCCUGCUGUUGCUUACCAGGCUGCUGUGGCCUACACAACGAACCCCUGUGUGGCCACUUCCACCGCUAUUGAGGUCCAGUACUCUACUCAGAUCUCCUCGAGUGAUGUAACCUCGGUGUAUGAAAGUACCAUUACACUCUCGACAUCUGAAUCGCCUUGUGCGUCGAGUCCUGUAGUCACCUGA
Messenger RNA from Aureobasidium subglaciale EXF-2481, 2778 nucleotides. RefSeq lists its product as uncharacterized. The transcript is spliced from 2 exons. Bases 1 to 2778 code for a protein of 925 amino acids. NCBI's taxonomy places the organism in Eukaryota, Fungi, Ascomycota, Dothideomycetes, Dothideales, Saccotheciaceae. The record is from RefSeq and is a predicted model, not a curated record.